CCUCGGCUGAACCACAUCAGCCUAAAAUUACCUUGCAGAGGCAUUGUAUGGCUGAAUUAUGUCACAAUUAUGUGACUUCUAAGCUAGUGGUGAAUGCAGGCUGUGUGAGUAAAUGUGCAUUUAUUUAUGCACUUGUGAAAAUAUUUACAGCCCUCUGAAUAGCAUGGGCCUCUUGACACCGAAAACAUCUACUUGCUUAUCUGGGUGACAAGUUAUCAUACCGUGAGUAUCUGUAGGGGAUCCGAUGCCCCCAGAGUUAGGAGCAGACUCCCUUAAUUCACGGUGAAUCCCGUGUGUCUGGGUGACACAUGCCACGCUGGAAUCACCCUGUUCACGCUCGGUAAGCUUUUCCCCACUCUGCACCACAGCGUUUGGUGUUUUCCUGUGGGCCCGUCUCUGCUCCUCUCGGUUCUGCACAGCCGUGUGCGUGGUGGGGAGGCUCUGUCACUGCGAAUGGGACCCGGAGCAUCGGGCAGGGUGGACGGGACGGGAGGGAACAGGAGGAACGGGAGCGAGGGUCUCUCCCAUCCCGGGGCGGGAGCGGCCGCGCCUGGAGCGGGGCAGGUGCGGGGCCCGUGUGGGGAGCGGUGCCGGGCCGAGCUCCGGGCUGUGGUACCGGGCCGAAAUCCGGCCGUGCCCGUGUGGGGAGCGGUGCCGGGCCGAGCUCCGGGCUGUGGUACCGGGCCGAAAUCCGGCCGUGCCCGUGUGGGGAGAGGUGCCGGGCCGAGCUCCGGGCAGUGCCCGUAACGGGAUCGGUGCCAGGCCGAGCUCCGGACCUCCGGUCUGUGCCGUGUCAGACUGCGGUUCCGGGCCGUGCCCGCCCCGGGAUCGGUGCCAGGCCGAGCUCCGGAGCUCCGGACUGUGCCCGUGUCAGACUGCGGUACCGGGCCGAGCUGCGGUCUGUGCCGUGUCGGAGCGCGGUUCCGGGCGGUGCGGGGCCGGAGCAGGCGGCGGGAGCGGGGCGGGGGUGGGCCGUGCCAGCCCCCCCGCCGUGCUCUCCGCCGCUAAUGGCUCUGCUCUGCCGCUGCGCAGAGUCCCGCGGGUGCGAUUCACCUGCCGCAGGAAGGAGGCUAAUCCCAUCGCGGCUUCAGCGCCCCCCCGCCCGCAGCUGAGGCGGCGGCAGCGGUGGGCGCCGCGCACCGAGCCCUGCCCGCCGGCCCCCGCCUGCCCAGCAUGUCCGUAACAGAUCAAGCCUUUGUGACCCUUGCUACUGAUGAUGUGUACUGUCAAGGUGCUCUCGUUCUUGGGCAAUCAUUGAGGAAUCAUAAGACAUCCAGAAAACUGGCAGUUCUGAUUACUCCAGUGGUUUCCAGUGGGAUGAGGUCAGUCCUCAGCAGUGUAUUUGAUGAAGUGAUCGAGGUGGGCGUGCUGGACAGCUCUGACUCAGUCCAUUUGGCUCUGAUGCAGAGGCCAGAGCUGGGUGUAACCUACACUAAGCUUCAUUGUUGGACUCUCACUCAUUACAGCAAAUGUGUCUUCAUGGAUGCAGACACUUUGGUGCUUUGCAAUGUUGAUGAGCUGUUUGAUCGAGAAGAGUUUUCAGCAGCUCCUGAUUCUGGCUGGCCUGACUGCUUCAACAGUGGCGUGUUUGUGUUCCGACCCUCCUUGAAGACCUACAGGCUGCUGCUCCAGUUUGCUGCUGAGCAUGGCAGCUUUGAUGGAGGUGAUCAAGGCUUGUUGAACAGCUUCUUCAGCAACUGGGCAACAGCAGAUAUUGACAAACACUUGCCUUUCCUCUAUAACUUAAGCAGCAGCUCUGUAUACACCUAUGUUCCUGCUUUCAAUCAUUUUGGUAGAGAUGCCAAAGUUGUUCACUUCUUGGGACCAACAAAGCCCUGGAACUACAAAUACAACCUUCAAACAAAGAGAGUUAUGCAGGAUGACACCACUGCUGAAUCUUUUCAUCAACUGUCAUUUCUUGCCCUCUGGUGGAAUAUAUACAGUGCCAGUAUAUUGCCUUUGUUGGAAAAACUUCAAAAGAUGGAAGAAUCAGAAUCUGAGGAAUGCAAGCACACUUUCAAUGGAGUUGAAGUUACCCUGAAGAAGGUCAGUCCUUACGUGGCCAGUUCACUACCUAAGCCUGAGCUCCCAGAGCAGACAAAUGAUGUAAAUCCCUCAGCAUGCUCACCCGAGGAACUUGUUUCCAAAGCUCAACCUGUAUGUGAAGUCGAACCAAGAGAUUCUAACGUCCGUCCCUCUGAGCCUGACAGACCUUCAGAACAACCUGUAUUUCAACCAGCAUUUCAGGAAACCUCAGAAAUGAACGAGGUUGCACAUUCUGUUUCAGAGCUGUCUAUUCACUUCAUACCAGCAAAGCCAAGUCCAGAAGAUGAACGGAGAAAAUGGGAGGAGGGGCGCAUGGACUAUAUGGGGAAAGAUGCUUUUGAACAUAUCAAAAAGAAGUUGGAUGCAUUUUUACACUAAGACAGGGUGUAUUGUUAUGCCCAUCAUGAUAGAUUUCUCUAUAAAUGCAAUUCUUGACUACUUGGCUGUUUUUAACCAGUUUAGCUGACACCAGUUAGAGGUUAUUAUGGAUCCUCAUAUGUUCUUGGGGGGCCUUAAUAGAUACAGAAUCUUUUUGUUUUUAUUGAUAAAUGUGCCUUUUUAUUGUUACAUAUGUCUCAUCUUCACUGUUCUCACACAGUGCCUUCUAAAGAAUAAUGAAUGGUACAUUUCUGAGUAUGAAUUCCCAUGUACUGAUCAGUCUUCCCUGGUGCACCCAUCUGCAUUCUGCAGAAACAGCCAUGUAGGAAACAUGUUGGAACUUGAGAUUUUUUUUUGGAGGUUGAACUUUUUCCAAACAGAUUAUUCCCAAAGUAUUUUCAAAAAUAUUUAUAAUAUUUAAAUAAAAAGAAUUUAUUCUUGAAACCAAAUUAACACCUUCAAGAGUGACCAUGAUGUAGACUUCAAUAUGAGAAAGAAGUGAUGAAAUCCUGACCUCAUAGGAGUCUGCAAUAAAACUUCUUAAUUUGAACACAUUUAGGAUUAGAGGAUCUUUUAGAUUUCAUCUGAGAAGUGGAUGCUCUACCUACUUAUAGGAAACUGCUCCAUAACAAGUGUGGAAGCAAGGUUUAAACUCUUUAAGACAAAGUGAUAACGUAUGUUAACCUUUUAUAUUGUUGCCAUAGGAUACUGAUGCUUUUUAAAAUAUUGUAUAGUGUUAGUUGCAUAUUCUGAGUUGUGUGGUCAGAAGAAGAAAUGCUGACAGCACAGUGUAAACCCUCUGGUGCUUUAUAUCAAUUUGUUUACAGUACUUCAAGCUGCAGCUGAUAAAGGCCUUUGGCUUAGCAUUGUUGCCCCAUACUGCAGGCAAUUUGAGUGCAACUGAAAAAAAAAUUGGCACUUGUUUUAGUAAACAAGCCCUUUGAAGAUCUUUUAAACAAUAGCUGUGUGUGGGGACCAGUAAAUUUCUGAGGAUAAGUGCAGAAAAAAAAUCGACUGAUGAGACUGCAUUAUAUUAAGGACACUUCCAGGGGAAUGUUUUGUGUAUUUGGGUACUUAGAUUGACACAUCUCAGUGAGUUUGUUUUAACAAACAGGUAAAAUACUUCCUUUCAAAGCAAAAAACUUUUCAAGAAGGUUGUGACAGCUAUGCUAAUAUAAUAAUAGAUUUGACAGUUAUUUGUAACCUCUCUCAAUAUUGAAAUAAGAAUUCUGCACGACUUGAAACAUUUUGGUCUAAAUACAUCACAAAUUUUGGCAGAGAGAUGCCUAAUGAAAUCUUUGGAAUUCUGUCUCAAAGCAAUGAUGUACCAUUAUGCAUAGAUACUAGCAGGAAAAAAUGAUAGCAGGAUAGGAGGGAAGAAUAAAAUUUUAUUUCUUUUUCCUCCCAUCAAAAAGGGUGAGAGGGUGGGGCAGGGAAUAAGUGUGCAAAUCAGGAGAGGAAUGAAAGAGUCAAAAGGUCCCUUAAAAAAAGAAAACAAAAAUCUGUGAGUAUCUUAGAAUUACUUCCUAAUAUUCACAUUAGUGGAUUUGCUUUCACUUGUGUAGGAUAUUUCUGAUUUUAUCUAGCUCUCUUUUAUCCUUAAACUCUUAAAUGGGGAACCCCAUUGGUGUGUCUGUUGAAUACAAACAUCGAGGUCAAGUUAGGUGUUUAGGGGCAGCAGAGAAAUUGAAAUCAGUUCUCUCUCUGACUAACCUUGGCACCCUGGAUAGCCUGUGUUCCUGGGCAGGUGAUUUCACACAUUGACACAGGUGGGUGUGUUCUACCUCUUGGUGCUGUGGCCCAGUGCAGCAGCGUGGAGAGACAGCAGCUGCGGUGUGCCCUUACUCACGUGGCAUUUCAUCUUCUGGCUGUCCCUAUUUCUUAGUGAUCCUUGGGACUGCAGAGAGUGUCCUCUGUAUAAACAGUCCUAACAGCUUUUGAAAACUGUACAGAGCUGUAGCCAGCAAUGUGAACUCAUGCUUCAUGCAGAUGUAAAUUUUACAUUAACGAUUAGGUCUUAUUUGGUACGUUGAUUAGAUUAUGGAAAAAAAAUGACUGAAAGCUUUUAAAAAAAGGCAUAAGAAUGUAGUCAAAUGUGUAAUUGAGUACAUUUCAAAUUGUUAAUAUGUACAAUAGUACUCUGGCUUAUACAAUGUUUUGCAUAGAAUUGUAGUGCAAUAAUGUAAUGGAAAUAAAAGAAAUGGAAAAGA
Messenger RNA from Oenanthe melanoleuca, 4634 nucleotides. It is a transcript of the gene GYG2, whose product is annotated as glycogenin 2. Gene Ontology annotation, molecular function: glycosyltransferase activity. The transcript is spliced from 9 exons. Gene Ontology annotation, cellular component: cytoplasm. The record is from RefSeq and is a predicted model, not a curated record. Lineage: Eukaryota; Metazoa; Chordata; Aves; Passeriformes; Muscicapidae. The coding region runs from base 1174 to 2424 and encodes 416 amino acids.